CCCCGCCGCUGCGCCCCGCGCUCCGGACCCCGGGCCCCCGCGGCCGGGACAAAGCCAUGAAGCCGGCGCUGCUGGAAGUGAUGAGGAUGAGCAGGAUCUGCCGGAUGGUGCUGGCCACUUGCUUGGGCUCCUUCAUCCUGGUCAUCUUCUAUUUCCAAAGUAUGUUGCACCCAGUCAUGCGGAGGAAUCCCUUCGGCGUGGACAUCUGCUGUCGGAAGGGGUCUCGGAGUCCCCUGCAGGAGCUCUACAACCCGAUCCAGCUGGAGCUCUCCAACACUGCUGUCCUGCACCAGAUGCGGCGGGACCAGGUGACUGACACGUGCCGGGCCAACAGCGUCACGAGCCGCAAGCGGCGGGUGCUGACGCCCAGCGACCUGAAGCACCUGGUGGUGGACGAGGACCACGAGCUCAUCUACUGCUACGUGCCCAAGGUGGCGUGCACCAACUGGAAGAGGCUCAUGAUGGUGCUGACGGGGCGCGGCAAGUACAGCAACCCCAUGGAGAUCCCGGCCAACGAGGCGCACGUUUCCGCCAACCUGAAGACCCUCAACCAGUACAGCAUCCCUGAGAUCAAUCACCGCUUGAAGAGCUACAUGAAGUUCCUGUUCGUCCGCGAGCCCUUCGAGAGGCUGGUGUCCGCCUACCGCAACAAGUUCACGCAGAAGUACAACACCUCCUUCCACAAGCGCUACGGCACCAAGAUCAUACGGCGCCAGCGCAAGAACGCCACCCAGGAGGCACUGCGCAAGGGCGACGACGUCAAGUUCGAGGAGUUCGUGGCCUAUCUCAUCGACCCGCACACCCAGCGCGAGGAGCCCUUCAACGAGCACUGGCAGACCGUCUACUCCCUCUGCCACCCGUGCCACAUCCGCUAUGACCUCGUGGGCAAGUACGAGACCCUGGAGGAGGACUCCAAUUUUGUCCUGCAGCUGGCGGGCGUGAGUAGCUACCUGAAGUUCCCCACCUACGCCAAGUCCACGCGAACUACUGACGAGAUGACCACGGAGUUCUUCCAGAACAUCAGCUCGGAGCACCAGACGCAGCUCUACGAAGUCUACAAACUUGACUUUUUAAUGUUCAAUUACUCAGUGCCGAGCUACCUGAAAUUGGAGUGAAG
This is a messenger RNA of Chinchilla lanigera (long-tailed chinchilla), 1117 nucleotides long. RefSeq names its product carbohydrate (chondroitin 4) sulfotransferase 11 (gene Chst11). Gene Ontology annotation, cellular component: membrane. Gene Ontology annotation, biological process: carbohydrate biosynthetic process; proteoglycan biosynthetic process. The record is from RefSeq and is a predicted model, not a curated record. Lineage: Eukaryota; Metazoa; Chordata; Mammalia; Rodentia; Chinchillidae. Gene Ontology annotation, molecular function: sulfotransferase activity.